AUGAGCACGCCUAAAGAAUGGAAGCGACUCUCAUUCCAAGAAGCCUUGGAGCUGGCCAGACUUCCCGAUGAUACAUCAUCAACACAACAAGCUAUUCAGAGGUUCAUGAGUCGGCAGCCAGCUUGGACACCCGGACAAGAACUCCCCUGGGAUGCUGUUGGUAUUCCUCCGCCAAAGAUCACAAGGGGAGCUUAUGGCGCUGUCGUAUAUGCCCUAUCAGCUCUUGCAGCGACACGUGUAGUUGAAGAAGAAGACCAUGGCAAUUCAGACGAGAACAGUCGAGGGAUCCAUUCCAUCCACGCCGUGUUCACUAAUCCCGGACUCUCGGAUCGUCCUUUCAUCCUAGAUGUAUCCGAAGUCCAUUCAAGCCGUUCCUUUUCUACGCGGCUAGUUCACGCUCGUCAGCCAACACAACCAUCAAGUAACCUAUCGGGCCCGUUUCCCGACUCGGACUCCGAAGCACCUCUCGGUAGCCCUUGUCUAACCAGUAUCGUCACCUUCAAACGCCCAGUUUCCAGCUCCGAUGAAGUCCAGGGGAUUCCGCCACAGGAGAGAUUCAAGGACAUACUCUCAUCACGCAAACCUGAUCAAUGGAACCCAUGCCCACAAGCCGAUGUCGAUGCUCUAAAAGCAAAGUUCCCAAAUGAAGGUCAUGGAGCAUUUCCUAUUCUCGACAUGUACAAAGUUGACAUGUCGGACUUCAACAAAGACAAGGCUAUACCAGACCGGAGAGAACUCAUUUACUACCGAUUGCUGAAACCCCUUCCGAAAGAAGGCGCGAACGCACACGUCUUGUGUCAUGCAUUCGAGGCAGACCGCAACAGUCUUUUUAUGCUAGGCAACCAUCUAGGCUACGGCCACGACCUGGGCAUUGCGGCAAGCCUUAGUUAUUCGUUCUACGUUCAUGUCAAUGCUGAUGAGGCUGUGAUGGAAGGAGACGGAUGGUGGAUUCAAGAAGUCUCUUGGCCAAGAUUCAGUGCUGGUCGAGGCGCAAUGGAAAGCCUGAUAUGGAGUCCUCAAGGCAAGCAUGUCGCGACUGGCUACCAAGAUGGCAUUAUACUGCCUAUGACAGCCAAGCCUAGUAGAGAGACAAAGUUGUAG
Messenger RNA from Fusarium musae, 1101 nucleotides. RefSeq lists its product as uncharacterized. Gene Ontology annotation, biological process: acyl-CoA metabolic process; fatty acid catabolic process. Gene Ontology annotation, cellular component: peroxisomal matrix. Lineage: Eukaryota; Fungi; Ascomycota; Sordariomycetes; Hypocreales; Nectriaceae. The transcript is spliced from 2 exons. The record is from RefSeq and is a predicted model, not a curated record. Gene Ontology annotation, molecular function: fatty acyl-CoA hydrolase activity. Bases 1 to 1101 code for a protein of 366 amino acids.